Impatiens glandulifera is the source of this 771-nucleotide messenger RNA. Its product is annotated as tubby-like F-box protein 8. Lineage: Eukaryota; Viridiplantae; Streptophyta; Magnoliopsida; Ericales; Balsaminaceae. The transcript is spliced from 6 exons. Bases 1 to 771 code for a protein of 256 amino acids. The record is from RefSeq and is a predicted model, not a curated record.
AUGACAUAUCAAAACAUUUAUAUCCCCUAUGAUUGGGCGGAUAGCCAAGAAAAACACAAGGAGAAGACCGAGGUUCAAGCUUGUGUAUUUUGGAUGGUGGAAAAAGAGGAUAACAUAAACACCCAAAAACUCGAAGAUGAGAGUAGUUAUGAUGCUUUUGAUACAAAAUCUGAGUUGGAGAAUUAUAACCAAGAAGCUUUCUUCCAGAGAUGGACUGGACAAGGAGCAUUGAAAAAUGUCGUGUCUUGCGCUUGUGUUCGCAAGAGCGGGAGGAAAGUCACUAAAGAAGUUGUCAAGUCUGCACUUGACACUGGAACCCUCACUUUUCCUUCUUGCCUUAAACAGUCGGGGCCUCUUGACUUGCCUAUUCAGUGUGUUGUAACACAGGAUAAAAGAAUUCAACAUAUUACCAUUAUCUUAGCCUACCUCCAUGUAACAAUAACAGAAAAGGGGAAAUUUCUCUUGGCUGCUCGAAGAUAUGGGCAAGGUGCACACACUAAGUAUAUUAUAUCGCUUAAUGCUGAUGAAAUAUCUCAAGGAAGUAAUACCUAUGUUGGAAAGAUAAAGGUAACGAAUGUCCGUUCGCAUAUCAUUGGGACCAACUUCAGAAUAUAUGAUAGCCAGCCUUCUAGUGAUAGAAGAAGAGUUAACAGCUUACAACUUCAGCAUCCUGCAUUAUCGUUCCCCAGACGAAUGAGAUGUAUGGUGAAAGGUCUAGACCAAAAUACAACGAAGAAACGGGAUGGAUCAUAUGAUACAGUUGGAGAAUAA